This is a messenger RNA of Mytilus trossulus (common blue mussel), 2607 nucleotides long. Its product is annotated as monocarboxylate transporter 12-like. Gene Ontology annotation, cellular component: membrane. NCBI's taxonomy places the organism in Eukaryota, Metazoa, Mollusca, Bivalvia, Mytilida, Mytilidae. The record is from RefSeq and is a predicted model, not a curated record. Bases 307 to 1854 code for a protein of 515 amino acids. Gene Ontology annotation, molecular function: monocarboxylic acid transmembrane transporter activity. Gene Ontology annotation, biological process: transmembrane transport. The transcript has 6 exons.
UAUAUCAACCAACACAUUUUUUGUUUUUUUAAAAUAAGUCUAUGUCAGGUUAAUAUAUUUAAAUGUUCAUAUCAAUAAUUCAAAGUGUAUAGAUACAGUUGGAUGAUUUUUGAUGGAUGCAGCAGUACACACAAACAUAAAUGAAUUUUAAAUCAUUAAGUUAUCACGCGAGAGGAAAAUUAAUAAAACACUUGGAUUUAUAUGCCUCACGUCAUGGUUCUGACAUAAGCUAGUGUUUAAUAUUACAGGAUGGUAAAUACUUUAUAGAAAUGAUUAGUACGGAUAAGAAGCUGACAUAAUAAAAGUAUGAAGAAAUACGAAAUCGGACCUGACGGGGGAUGGGGCUGGAUGGUCUGUCUUGGGACCUUCAUUGUAGCGUUUAUAGUAGAGGGAACGACGGCUGCGUUUGGAGUUCUAAUUAAACCAAUUCAAGAAGAAUUUCAAGCAUCAAAGUCCAGUACUACAUGGGUAGCCUCGCUGUCAUUUGGAGUAUGCUACCUCAUAGGACCAAUAGUUGGUAUGUUUCUGGAAAGAUUUUCCUUACGACAAGUAACAAUCACCGGUGCUGUAAUAGGAUUCUUCGCAUUUACAGUCUCUGCAUUUUCUCCAAACAUUACAGUUCUUAUCAUAGCUUAUGGAAUUUUGGGAGGCAUAAGUAUGGGUGUGACCUUUAUGACGGCAAUCGUUGCUGUAGGCAGAUAUUUUAACAACAGACGCGCAAUGGCAACGGGAUUAGCCAUGAGUGGAGCUGGUUUUGGAAUGUUUGUAUAUCCGUUCUCUACAGAAAUCCUUCUGCAAGUGCUUGACUGGCGAGGGACUGUUCUGUUGAUAGCAGCUAUUUAUCUGAAUUGUGCUGUAAGUGGGGCGAUGUUUAGACCACUAGCCCUUCUGGGACCCGAAGAGGAAAAUACCGAUACCAAGGUGUCAACAGAAAUACGUGACGAAUUCAUCCUUCCACUAAAAAGAAAGCUUUUAUCUGAAAAUAGUUACCAUUCUUUACAACAUAUAAAUGGCAACGGUCUUCAAUACGAAGAAUCUGCUGCAAAAUCCAAUAGCAUGGAUUGUGUGAAAAUAACUGACAAAUAUUUGCUUAACGGUUUAUCUAGAAAGGAUAUAUACAGUAGUAGCUUCAUGCAAAUUUCAUGCGAACAAAUACAAUCUGAACAGAACUUAUCAUUUAGUGAACCAGAGAAAGAAAAGUCUCGUUGUGUAAAUAUUAGGCAUUAUGAAGAUAACUUCCACGUAUUGAAGCAGCCUUCUUUUAUCGUAGUAUUGUUUACUAUGGUGUUUUGGUCAGUUCAGUACAUAUGUACUCUUUACAUCCCUGAUUUCGCUUCUUCAAAGGGAAUUCCAGGAACAGAAAGUGCAUUACUAGUGUCUUUCAUAGGAGUAACUAAUACAUUAGGACGGAUAUUUACAGGAUUUAUUAUAGAUUUCCUUCACGUUAGGAGUAUUACGUUAUAUUUUACAGCAUUUGUUGUUAUAACUAUAGGAACAUUUCUCCUACCCUUUUGUAUAAGUUUCUGGCAGAUAGCAGCAUAUUCAAUAAUUUCAGGAUUCUGUGUAGGAACUUUCACAGGAAUGAGAACUAUUGUGAUCGUGGACUUUGUAGGAAUAGAUUAUCUGUCUCAUGCGUAUGGAUGGGUAUCAUUUUUCCAGGGAAUAUCAUGUAUACCAGUACCACCGUUAGCGGGUUUCAUUUAUGAUACAUCUGGAUCUUACUUCUACACAUUUUUACUGGUUGCCUCAUACUAUCUGUGCGGUUGUGUAACCAGUCUAUCACUACGUCUCGGUAAAAAGUGUUGUAAAACUGAACAGAAACAAACAGAGGAGGAACAGACUUUAGAAACAUAAUUAUUUAUUAAAUUAAAAAAAAUCUAUUGCAAAUAAAAAGGAAGAACAUACCGAAUUUAAAGUCAAAAGUCGAAAUAUAUUAUGCAUCAUAUCAAAUAACUUGCAAAACUGGUCAUUUCUCAAGAAGUAAAGUCACAAAAAUACUGAACUCCGAGGAAAAUUCAAAACGGAAAGUCUCUAAUCAAAUGGCAACUUCAAACGAAUGGAUAUAUAACAACUGUCAUAUUCCUAGACAUUUUCUUAUGUAGAAAAUGGUGGGUUGAACCUGGAUAUAUGGCUAGCUAAACCCCUCACUUGUAUGACAAUCGCAUAAUAUUUCAUUAUAUUGACAACGAUGCGUGAACAAAACAAACAGACAUAAUAGGUAAAAAUGUAAAAAAAGAGGUAUAUUAGUCAACAUUGUGUUAUAAUCUUAAUCACUAAAAAAAACGUAUUGCGUAUUUACAUGUAAGCGAUAUUUUGUACCAGCUUAUAAAACAUUGAUCAGAGCUCUGAACAAUUAAACCACAAACGAAGGCAUACUUUGAUUUUGGCGUUUUAUUCAUAUUAACAUAUAGCGACGAACUGCAUAAUACAGUAAGCAGUGAUGAGAUACAUCUAUCAGUUUAAAAGUUAAAUAUUAGCAUUUGGGAUAUCAUUUCUGAAUAGUAUAUUGUCAGACAUCCACAUUUCAAUGGUAGUUAUCGAACUUUUGACUGUUUUUUUCCUCUUGUAGUAUAAUGAUACGAUGUGGACGCCAUUCUUCGGAGACCG